Perca fluviatilis (European perch) is the source of this 1725-nucleotide messenger RNA. It is a transcript of the gene egfl7, whose product is annotated as EGF-like-domain, multiple 7. Gene Ontology annotation, molecular function: signaling receptor binding; calcium ion binding. Gene Ontology annotation, biological process: anatomical structure development. Gene Ontology annotation, cellular component: extracellular region; cell surface. NCBI's taxonomy places the organism in Eukaryota, Metazoa, Chordata, Actinopteri, Perciformes, Percidae. The coding region runs from base 383 to 1237 and encodes 284 amino acids. The transcript is spliced from 9 exons. The record is from RefSeq and is a predicted model, not a curated record.
GAAGACAUUUCAUUUGUGGCCGGUCGCCUCACAGGGAGCACCUCGAAUUAACCGCGAGGUUUUUUAUUGAAAAAACCACCGAGACGAGCUUUAAAAGAAACCGGCAGCAUGGAAGAGUCCUGUAAUACAUUGGUGCGGCGGCUCGUGCCCACGGCCGCCGCUCAGCCAGCGCGCGCACACGCACCUGAUGACCCCCUACUGCGAAGUUAGCUGGAGUCAUCCUGGAGGAAAACGUACACGUUCAGCGUGAGGAGACUUUGGCUGCGACCCGCAGACCCCUCCCUCCCUCCCUCUUCAUCCUCCUCUCUUCCUCCCUCCCUCCGACUGGCACAGAGAAGAGUGUGAGAGACCGAGCGAGGGAACGUGGGAAAGAGGGAAGACAAUGUACCCAACGCUGCUUCUCUUCUCCUUCCUCUUCAUCCUCCAUGUGAUGGGCACUCCACAGUUCUUCGCUCACCACGGGAGGAGGGUGUGUGGCCGAGAGCUCCGUCACAGCGUUGCCACGGCAACCGAGUCAUACGUCCAGCCGGUGCACAAGCCCUUCAUCACCCUGUGUCAGGGGCAUCGCCUCUGCAGCACGUACAAGACUGUCUACUCAGUGGCGUACCGGCAGGUGAGCAGAGCAGCACCUCCUUCGCAUUUCCACUCAGAGUGCUGCCCGGGCUGGCGGAGAUUUCACUCUCACAACUGCAAUCAAGCUGUGUGUGGACAACCCUGUGUGAAUGGAGGUACCUGCUUGAGACCCAACCAGUGUGCUUGUCUGCUAGGCUGGACGGGGCACCAAUGCCAAACAGAUGUGGAUGAGUGUAGCGAGCGGCAGCCAUGCGCCCAGGAGUGCGUGAACACAGCUGGCAGCUAUCGAUGUUCGUGCAGAGACGGCUUCAGGCUUACAGGAGAUGGCCGUUCCUGUCAAAGCCUUCCUCCUCCUCCUCCUCCACCUACUCCUCCUCCCACCCAGGCAACAGUGGGUGGUCACAUUGAUGCGGGUGGAGGUUUCAGCCAGGGGGAGAAUGUGACGGAGGAGGUACAGAGCCUGAAGAACAGAGUAGAGCUCCUGGAAAAGAAGCUACAGUUGGUGUUGGCCCCCUUCUUCCCGCUGUCGCUGGACGAGGGCUGGUCGGACAAAACCACCUUACUGUCCCACUCCUUCCAGCAGCUAGACCGCAUCGACUCCCUUAGUGAGCAGAUUGGCUUUCUGGAGGAGCGAAUCGGCACAUGUUCUUGCCAGGAGAAUUAGCCACCGGACAUUACCCCACAACAUUUCCAGACAUCUCCCAUUAAGUUAAUAAUGACACAAACCUGCCAUAGACUGGACGCACCAAGAUGGCCGUUGUUUGUAAGAAAGUGGACGGCGGAAAGCAGAAACUGCCUCGGUGACGCAAUCGACGCACAAAUCAUCAUCUGUGAUUUUAACUAUUUCUCAACAGCUUCAUUUACUUUUCAUGUUUAAUCACUGUCAAAUAUCUCGAUUUUGUAACAACAACCUGUGGCAGGGUCAGUUUCAGCAUGACAUCAUCCCUGUAACAUCUGAAUCGAACCUCCUGAGGGUCAAGGGUCAAAUCGGCCACUUUGUUUCUGUGUUUGUUUUGCAUCAGUGCAGCUGUGGGACAUCUGUAUUUAUCUAUUUAAAUUAUGAUUACGUCUAGUUAUUUCUCAGUGCUCCAAUAGACAUUUUUUACCUAGUUUUGUAACAUUUUGUAAUAAAAAAAAUCUUAAUCAAAAACA